This is a messenger RNA of Protopolystoma xenopodis, 948 nucleotides long. Lineage: Eukaryota; Metazoa; Platyhelminthes; Monogenea; Polystomatidea; Polystomatidae. The record is from the annotation of a GenBank genome assembly.
AUGAGCUGCCGUCCUAUCUUUCCUCUUCACAGUACAAGCGGACAUUUCGAGUCCUUUUCCCCCGUCGUUUCACCUACCGGCAUGUCCGGCUUAAAAAAGUUUUUUAACAAACUUAGGUCGGAUAUGAAAUUUUCGAAUUUGGGGCAACCACAUAGGCUCAUUGAAGAGACGAGGUCGUCUAUCAGUUCUGAUUCAUACGAUAUUCCCAUCAGAGAACAUACUGAAUCGGCCGAAAGCCAAAUGGCCGCCAAAGCUGCGUUAGAAAGAAUGGCUAAGGCGAAGCGUUCUACAGAAGCUCUAUAUUGGUGUCCUUCUUUAUUUGGCGACACUUUAAUCGCCUCUCGGGCUGAAGUUGAUCAAGCUAUCAAUGAAUAUUUAUCAUAUGAAGGCCAGACUCAGUCCUGUGAAGCAGCUGCGCUGCAGCUUGUUCGUGGACUCGAAAAAAGUCAACUUCCGGCUUUCUUUCAGGCUGGUGAUCCAAAUGCUCCAACCUUGGCCGAGAUCAAAGAGAAACGUAAGCAGAACCUCAUUAAAGUGGUCAGAAAUUUAAUUCAGAAUCCAACUAAUCCUACUUUUCGUCGAUUGCGUAUUGGUAAUCAACUUAUUAGUGAUCUACUUUCCAUUGACAAAGCCGAAUUAUUCUUCACUGCUUGUGGCUUUAAAAGGGAGUUACUCCCUUCUCCAAAAAAAUCUCAACCACAUCAAUCACCGCUUUCAUCAGGUUCCCCUGAUGAUCAAAUUGCUAUCCCCCAGGUGGAAACCCCGGAUAACGUCUCACAGAUGGAAGAGUUUUUAGUCAUAUCCGAAGAAGAUGCGGCUCGUACACAACUCUUGGAAAAUAUGCUUCAGAUGCUUGAGGAGGCUCAGCCUCUUCUGCCUGAACUAUACAGAAAUACUCAAAUGAGUUCUAUGCGCAAUCGUCUUAUUGGAAAUUCUCUUAGAUAUUAG